Messenger RNA from Olea europaea var. sylvestris, 678 nucleotides. Its product is annotated as 60S ribosomal protein L35-like. The record is from RefSeq and is a predicted model, not a curated record. Gene Ontology annotation, biological process: maturation of LSU-rRNA from tricistronic rRNA transcript (SSU-rRNA, 5.8S rRNA, LSU-rRNA); translation. The transcript has 3 exons. Gene Ontology annotation, molecular function: mRNA binding; structural constituent of ribosome. Gene Ontology annotation, cellular component: ribosome; cytosolic large ribosomal subunit. Lineage: Eukaryota; Viridiplantae; Streptophyta; Magnoliopsida; Lamiales; Oleaceae. Bases 148 to 519 code for a protein of 123 amino acids.
AAAAUUCAUACGAUAGCCCAAAAAUAAAGGCCAAUAGAGUCCAUAGGAGCCCACAUAAUAACAGUCUUCUCUUUCCUAGGGCUAGGGUUUUUCGAAGUUUCGAUCACUCUAUUCCACUUGUCAACAGAGAGAAAGAAGAAACUUGAAAUGGCGAGGAUUAAGGUGCACGAAUUGAGGCAGAAGAGCAAGGCGGAGUUGCUGGCCCAGCUGAAGGAUUUGAAGGCGGAGCUGGCACUGUUGCGGGUGGCGAAGGCCACCGGUGGCGCCGCGAACAAGCUUUCAAAAAUCAAGGUGGUGAGGCUCUCCAUUGCCCAGGUGCUGACCGUGAUUUCUCAAACGCAGAAGGCCGCACUCAGACAAGCUUACAAGAAUAAGAAGUACUUGCCGCUUGAUCUCCGCCCGAAGAAGACCCGCGCCAUUCGCAGGCGCCUUACCAAGCACCAGGCAUCUUUGAAGACAGAAAGGCAGAAAGCGAAAGAGACGUAUUUCCCAAUGAGAAAGUAUGCAAUUAAAGUUUGAGUUGUUUGUGCUGGAUUUGAGUUUUUGGAGGAUAAUGAUACUUUUUUACAUUUAUUUUUUCAUACUUUCAGUUAGUCAGAAAUUGUUAUUUUAGAACUUUGAAAUGAGUACUAUUGAGCCCUUUUAUUUAAUGAUUUACUCAUUUUCUGAGCUUUUGCA